ACAAUUUCGAGGAUAUAUGCUCUCAAAAUGAAGAUUUCCAGACCUUUAUUGCAAAGUUAAUAAUUUUUCAGAACGGACACAAACAACUGCAAAAUUUGCCGAUCUAUUGUCAAUAUUUUCAUAAUUUCGCACCCAAUCCCAAAGAAAAUUUGGUCUCUGGGUAAAUUUAUGUUCCUCUUUCCAUUGGUGAUAUCAGAUUUUUUUGAUAUAGCGAAGUUGGGUCACGCGCAAACUAUAUAGUCACACCACCAUACAUAAAUCCUAUUUGGUGGGGUAAGUUAAGCCAAAGCCUUUUGUGCGUUUAUGGUCUAGGCAAUUUUAGAUUUCAUCAUUCCAAUACAAAUGAUUACAAGUGAAAGAUAUAGGACAAUGAUUUGUUUUCUUGUUUUUUUUCUUGACAGGAACGUGGGUCAACAGAUUCAUGGAUCAUGGGUGACACACACCACCAUCAAGGUGACUCUGCGUGCUGUGCUAAACCCUCCCCUACACCCUCCCUAACACAAACCCUGGACGAGCUGGACUGGGAGAGAGGCAUCUGGAAUGCUGCCCUCAGUGGUGACCUAGCAGGUGUUCAGAAGUUACUCUCUUCAGGAUGCGACGUUAAUACUGUGGAUAAAUCAGGGUACACUGCUCUGCAUUACGCUUGCCGCAACGGACACAGGGACAUUGUUUCCACAUUACUCCAGCAUGGAGCCAAUCCCAAUGUUCUAACCCGAUCAGGGCGUGCAAGUCCUCUACACAGAGCAGCAUAUGGCGGCCAUCUUGAAAUUGUAUCUCAACUCCUCCUUGCCAAAGCUGAUGCUGGUCUGGUAGACAGCGAUGCUAAGACAGCUCUACAUAAGGCUGCAGAACGAGGCCAUGUAGACAUCUGCAAGGUCCUGGUCCAAGCCCAGCCUAGUCUGAAGACUGCGGAAGACAACAGAGGACAGACACCACUAGACUGUGUGAAGGACAACUUUGAUCCAAGACUGAGGCAACUCUUAUCAUGACAGUCGGUCCUCAUUAAUUAAUUGUAUUACAGGUUAUAUGUAAGCUAUAGCUUAUUUUAUGUAUGUAUGAUUCUAUUGGAAAAGUAAGUACUUUUAUAUAUGGAAUAUGUUUUGCAUUUGGGGAAUAUAGAUUAAGCCCAAAUGAAAUUGAGGUGCAAUAACUCAGUUGAAAUAAUAACAAAAUAUUGUAAAAGCUGUUAUUUUGGGGGUUGUACGUACGUACGUAUGUAUGUCCCGUUCUCGUGAUCGCGUUA
This is a messenger RNA of Strongylocentrotus purpuratus (purple sea urchin), 1243 nucleotides long. Its product is annotated as ankyrin repeat domain-containing protein 39-like. The transcript has 3 exons. Gene Ontology annotation, molecular function: protein binding. Bases 429 to 989 code for a protein of 186 amino acids. The record is from RefSeq and is a predicted model, not a curated record. Lineage: Eukaryota; Metazoa; Echinodermata; Echinoidea; Camarodonta; Strongylocentrotidae.